Messenger RNA from Linum trigynum, 9115 nucleotides. The record is from the annotation of a GenBank genome assembly. Lineage: Eukaryota; Viridiplantae; Streptophyta; Magnoliopsida; Malpighiales; Linaceae.
CGAAAACCAAUUUUCUCCUCACUAAUUUCCUCUCAAGCUCCUAACGGCAACCUCCCUCACUGUUGCUCCCCACCUUUCGCAGCUGGCUGCCUGGCUCUCCUUGCCGCCUUGACCAGCGACAGGAGGGACUCCAUUCUCCCGGCGGCGGAGUUUGUCUAGGGUAGCGGCGGAGGUUGUCUAGGGUAGCGACCCAUAUGAAGCGAGCGACGGGUGGAUUUGGAGGAGGAUUCGGGGGUCGACCUGGGGAGUUGAAAUUGGGGAGAAGGAGGAACAGGGGAAGGAAAGUGGAUCUGGGGCGUUGAUUUUGCUUCUGCAGCGUGGCGCUCGUAAUCAAAACCUGCAAAACAAUGAAGCUCCUCACCGCCGGGGCGCCGAUUCUGGAUCUGGUCGGCUCUCUCUCCCUCUCUUUAGAUCUCGGAAUUUCAAAAUCAAGCAAUAGCGGAACCACGUUCUUACCGCUCCGCCACUCGAGUUUCCUCUCUACAUUCCGAUCGAAGAAAUCAUCUCCAGCUUUUCAAUCACUUGAAAACAGUAACCCUAGAGAAUAUUUUGAGGUUUACCCAGAUUGAUUUGGCGGGAACAAUCAUUGUGCCUAUACCGCUCGACGAGCUCCUCCACCUCCCUCGCUGUACGCGGAACACCCAAGACCCGAUUCCUCUCUUCUAGGUACUGCUCCUGAUCCACAACAUUUGAUUCCGCCGGAACAACGGUGUCGGCCCAUUCCCUGUCGAGCCGACGUGGCCGGAACGGCGAGAAGGGAAAUUAGAAGUCCAGCAGUAGUAGUAGUAAUAUCCUCCAUCCAGUUUGAAGCUCUCCUCUUUCAAUCCCUCAAGAACAAGCUCCCUGCCUCAAGAACAAGAACGAAAAGAACUCUCUCUCUAACAGUACAACACCAAUGAAGAGAGAGAAAGGGAAAGUGAGAUUGGGAAGGGAAAAAUUAAUUAAUUAAUUUAAUUAUUUAUUUUUGUUAAUUAAUUUCUGACGUGUAAUUAUUAAAUUAUGAUGCGUCACUUUCUGCUUAUUUGGCGCUGAUGUGUGUGCUGAGUAGGAGCUUAGUCAGCAAACUGUCAAUGAACUUGACGGUGUUAAUAACACCGUUACAGUAUCUAACGAAAAUGGAUAGAUUUGUCAUACAACAACUAGAAAAAUCUGGCUAUAAGUGGUAUUUCUCCAAAUUUGGCUAUUAUUGGCAUAAACGCAAAAGUUUUGACUAUACAAGUGUAUUUUGCCUUUUAUCAACAACAAACAAAAAACUUUCUUUCCAUUCGCUAAAUCGGCAUGACAUGGGGCGUAGAAUCAAUUUCAUAAUCUAGAGUAUUGGUGUGGAUCAUCACAUCACUUCUACAAAUUUUAAGCGAGUUCAUAUGAUUAUUGAGAUUAUUAUUUUUUUUUCUAGAUAUUAUUUAUCAGCUUGUAUCUCGUUCGUUUUACUUUAGAUAUUGAAUUGUCUUCGUAAUUUAGAUAUUGAGUUAUUUUUAUAGAAGGAAUGUGUUGUUUGUGAUCUAUAAAAUUAUAUUCAUAAUUUAGGGUAAUUAAAUUGCAAGUUUGGUCAUUAGAAUUACUAUAAAAAUCAUGUUUGUCACUAAGAUUAAAUUUCAUCCGUAGUCAAUUAAAUUAGUUAUACGCUCCAAGUUUUGUCACUCUUCGUUAGUCUACGUUAACUUUAUCUGAUGUGACAGUCAACUAUGAGAAUUGACCGUUAAAUAAAUGACAUGGCAAUUAAAAAUAAUAAAAAAUAAAAUCUAAUCUAUUACAAUUUCCACCUCAUUAUCAUAACAAAAAAAAAUUAUAAUCAACCCAAACAACAGCUAACAAACAAACAAACUGCUCUCUUUUGAUGCUCCCUUCCGAUUGGCAACGAAAGCUUCAGGCGAACAACUAAGAGCUCGCUCUCUCUGAUCUAAUCUAUCUUAUCUCUUCCUCGAGAUCCCUGCGCCACUCAAUCUUCCUACAGAUUCAUCCCGUCGAGUAUCAGCCGCGUGUUUCUUUUAUGGUGUUCCCUCUCCUCCCUCGGGUCCACUUUUUGAUGUCGCCGCGAAAGCGCACUCCACAGCAGCACCCACACGCAACUCCCGUUCAGAAUCGACGAAGAUGAUGAUUUCGUUCUCAUCUAAGGCUGAAGCAGCAGGUAGUGCCGGUGUUGUAGCUAUACAAGCUCGAUGGCGAGAGCUUCAGGGAUGACGAAGAGGAUUUCGGGCCGGGAUUGAACAAUCUUGUGCGAUUUCCUAGAUGUCGGUGUCACUUUUUAACCCAUUUGCAUACAUUUGCCUCCGUUGCUGUAUCACCUUGGCAGUUUCCUCGCAGUACCGAGACCCUGGAAGGAAGGAAGAGACCUCUCCGCCUACCCUGCUUCCGACGACAAGAACUCCCUCAGCCUCUCAAAAUUCUGUGACGGAUCUGACCUGGAAACUCUCAUCAUGAGUUCGGUGGGACACCACCGUCAUCGAGCAUAACCUCGUUGUCUCGAAAGCCCUUGACCGAUUCCUCUCAUGCAGCGGGGGGAAGGAGGAAGCGAUUUCCCCAAUUGAUAUGCGAGGCUCCGAGAUCCCUUCAAUUGCAGAAGAACGAUUUGGUUUACGAAGUGGUGAAAUCAGUCGGGGAGGACUACAGAUUGUUCCAACAGGAGAUUUUGAUUCGAGUCAGGUGGUUCCGAAACAGAAUGCAAGCUUGAGUUUCGGCGAGCUGGCUUGGCUGAUGGCUGGGUUGAGGAGAUUGCAGGGUUGUCGAGUAGGGAUGGGCAUCGGGAUCAGAUCAGGUCAGUAUUCUUGCUAUCAGUAACUGUCAGUAAUCCAAUCAUCUGUCCUCACGUGUCAGCUUUUUCUUUUUAUUUAAAUUAAACACGGAGGGGCACUAAGGUAAAAUUGCACCCUCUAUUUAAUGAUGACGCUGACGCGCUGACGCUGACGCGACGCGGAUCCCACUCCCCCACCCUACACUGGUUGUCUGGUUCCCCCUUUCUCUCACUCUUUGUUUUAUUUUAUUAUUAAAAGAAAAAAUAUAUUAUUUCUUCUCUCUCCCAUCUACAACAAAAAUGAAUCUAACCAUCCUAACUAUCUCUAAACUAAAACCAGCUCAAAUUGAAUGAUGAUUUUUUCGUUAAAUAAUACAUUGUUAAAGACACUAAUUACAAGUAUAAAUAUGAUUAUCACUUUCUACUAUCAUGGUAAAACAUGGUAAAAUAUGUUGAAGAAAAUUAUAAUUCUAACUACCAUACAAUACCACAUGGUAAAACAUGGUAAAAUAUGUUGAAGAAAAAUAAAAAUCUAACUACCAUACAAUACCACAUGGUAUAACGCGGUAAAACAUGCUACAAAGAUUUACAAAUCUAAUUACCAUACCAUACCAUAUGAUAUAACAUGCUAAAAUAAAAUUACAAAUCAAACUACCACCACAUGGUAUAACUUGGUAAACCACGCUAUAGAAAAUUAUAAAUCUAACUAGCAAUACAAUACCACCAUAGUAGAACAUGGUAAAUCAAAGGACCACAAAUUGAUUAUAAUUACCAUAUAAUACCACAUGGUAUGAGAAGGUAAAACCAUGUAAAUCUAAUUACAACCCUCUACGACCAUAGUAAAAACAUGAUAUUCAUAAAAAUACAUUUCGUUACCAUACAUUACCAUAUGGUAUGGACACAUUACCAUAUGGUAUAGUGUGGUAAUCUCAAUAUAUAUAUACAAUUACGACUUUCUUCACUUUCUUCAUUGUCUUCUAACUCUGCUUUCUCGGAACUGGUGUCGAUUACCACCCACUACCACCAUGAUAAAACUCGUGACUAUAAAAAUACAUUUAGUUAGCACACAUUACCAUAUGGUAUAGUGUGGUAAUAUCAAUAUAUAUAUUCUCAAAGAAUGGGAAACAGAAGGAGGAAGAGAAGAAAAAAAAUCGUCUUCUGUCUCCUCUCAUUUACUCCUCCGCAAUCAAGAACACCAAAUGCAAAAAGAAAGAAAAAGAGGAAGAAGAUCGGAAUUAAUUCACAAACAAAUACUAAAACACAAAAGAUGCAAACUCAACUCACCUAGAUCUGUCCCCUCUUUGACAAUAUGGAGCAUCAUCGAUUUUGAGGCCGAGAAAAGGAAAAAAACACAAGGAAGGAGCAUCUUGAGAGAAGAAGGAUUUGGAGCGUCACCGAAUUUGAGGUGGGAGGCUGCAAUUUCUUCAUCGAUUGUUGGAGAAAAAAUGAAGAACAAGAGAAGAAAAGAGAUUUAGAUAUGGAAAAAGGAGUUUGGAAGAGAGAAAGGAAGAGAGAAAGAGGAAGAGAGAAGUCUGCUUUUCUCUUUCCUCCAUUAAAAGACAAACAUAUAAAUGUUGGAAAAAAAUAAAAAAGGGAAAGAAAUCAAAUUUCAAAAAUCGGACAAAAAUGCCCCUCCUCACUCCGCGUGCAGCCGAGCAAUAUAAUAAUGCCAUCCCUAGAUCUACGGUCCGGAUUUAAUACUGACAGGUCAGUAACCAUUGGUUACUGACUCUAUCCUCUGCCAUGGGCAUCCGGUUUGGUUUUAACUUUCCAAACAUAUUAAAACCAAAAUUGCCACUAUUCGGAUCGGAAUUCAGAUGAAAAAGCCUCUUAAUUCGGAAUACAGAGUAUGUCAACCGAACUCGAAUUCAGAGUUACAAACCGAAAAACCUAAAAUUGAAACAUAGCCUAAUUAAUCCCACCCGUUACCUUGACCCAACAAAAUAAUAAAGCUGUUGGUUGGGCCAUGGGGCUAAGAUCAGGUGACUAAGGGGGGUGGGUGAAGGACAAUAUAGUAAUUACACAGAUUAUUUAUUUAACCAUUAAAAUAAAAGAGAGGGGGGGUGGGUGAACUAUCUCUCACGCUCCCACUGGCUGCCUGUUGCCCGGGACCUGCCGCCGAGCGGCUGCGAAGUUUUCCUGUGUGUGGGAUUUUCUCCCUCCCCAGCGGUGAGAGAAUUUUCGUCGGCAACAGAUAUGAUUUCCUUGCGUUGGGAGAUGUUUAGGGGACGGCAAAUCUUUGUCUCCCGUCUCUUCCGCCAGCGAGGGUUCAAGCUGGAUAAUUUUGCCGGUGUUCCAUUCUCCAUUUGCCAUUUCCCCCAGAGUGUGGCGGCGUGGGAAUAUAUUCUACGGUCCAUUUGCCAUUUUUCAGAGAGAGAGAGGAUGUUCUGCUGAUCGGGGAUUUUUCCGGCGACAAUGGUUGUUUAUUAUGUUUGUCAGACUAUUUAGUAAUUUUUAUUAAUUCAGUUUGUAUUGUUUAUUAUUCUAAUUUGUCAUUUUUAUCUAUUCCGUUUGUAAUGUUUAUAAGACUAAUUUGUAUAUAUUGUAAUAUGCAACGUUUGUUUGUCUAUUUUAUAUACUUUGUAUUUAUUGGUUUGUAAUACCAGUUUAUCAGUUUGUAUUAUAAGUAGUGGUAUUUGUAUGAUUUGUACUGUUUGUCGGUUUCUUUUGUAAUUUUUGUAAGCUUUUUGUAAUGUUUGUUGGCUUAAUUUGUAAUGUUUGUAAGCUUUGUUAUUUUUGUCAACCAUGUUUGUCAUUUUUUGUCAACCAUGUUGGUAAUAUUUGUAUACUCCUAAUUUGUAUGCUUUGUAUUAUUGAUUUGUAUUGUAAAUAGUUGUAAUUUGUAUAGUUAGUAUGCUGGGUAUACAAUGCUAGUAUUAUUGGUAUACUUUUAUUAUGAGAUCUGUAUACUUUGUAAUAUUAAUUUGUAUACUUUUAUAACGUGGUCUAUAUACUUUGUAAUAUUUAAUAGUGAUAUAUUAUGUUCUUAGUAAUCCUUUUAUAUAAUCUUAACUUGAGUUCUAUACUUAUAUAAUGUGGUUCUAAUACUUUUUAAUAUUGCUUUGUAUACUUUAUCAUAUAGUUUGUAUACUUUAUAUUAUUGAUUUGUAAAAGAAUUCACAUCAAUUUGUAUUGUAUGUACAUAUUCAUGAUAUGAUUUGUACACUUUUAGAUUCUGAUUUGUAAAUCACAUAUUAUUGAUUUUUUCAUUUUCAUUAUAAUGUUUGUAUAUGAUGUAUUUUUAUUUUGUAUAUUUUUCUGAUAUGGAUUGUAUAUUUUUUGUUUAUGUUACUUCGUGUUUUUUAUUUUUAAAAUAGAAAAGGUUGAUAGAAAAAAAAGACAAAAAGAAAACACACGUGAGUGAGUGGGAGGUUUAAAAAUCACUUUAUUAGUGAUUAAUAAAGAAAUAGCCAGCAUAUAUAUAUAUUGAAAGAAAGAAACCCACCGCAGCCGCUGGUAUUGUACACACAGACACCUUUUACUGUCCAUUGUGACUGAGAUUUACUGUUUCAAACUGGUGGUUAGCUUCUGGUUGGCCUUCGUUGGGGUCGUUUGGUGGCUCUGACCCGCGUUGGUCAUUAGAGAUCAAUAGGAGGCUUUGGCCCAACCGAGUCCGUAGAUCGAGGCUUAUUGGGUUGCUUAUCGUGUUAUGUUGGGGAGAGAUAGUUGAGUAGUGGGAGAUCUAGCGGUUUCGGGGAUGUGUGGGUGAGGUGACAUGUCUGAACAGUUGAGAGUGGGUCGUUCGAGAGACGGAAAAGGGUUCUUCAGAUACAAAGUGAAACCUUGACAGGACUGGGCUUUUUCUCUGGUGCAUGAAAAGACUGCAUUUUGGUGUCUCAGGGAGAAGCUGGGAAGUCUUCGCGUUGUUCGACGCUGAGAGAGGCUGGAGAAAUAGAUAGAUGGGUUGAUAGUUGAGUCUGGGUUUUGGGAAAAGUAUUGAAGUGACCGAACUCUGCAGGAACAAAUAUCGAUUUAUUUGUGUCCACGGAUCGCCGGAUUUCCUCUCUCUGAUUGAUGAGAUUCGACGGAGGUCUUGCGGUCGCGACCAGGCGAUCCAUGCCAAGUAUUCUCCUGGAGGAACGCUAAUAUCUCUCUGUGGGUGAAAGCUUGAUGAUCGUGGAUGAAGAAGAUGGAAAGAAGGGUUGCAAUAUUUUGUUUUUAAUUUUCUUUCUGGCCUUUUCGGGUUUAUGAAGGUGAGGGGGUAGUGUGUGCAUCCUCAGAGAGAUGAAGAAAGGGAAGAGAUUUUCCUUUGGGGGGUUUGUUUGUAGAUUUAAGAGCCCAUCUACUUUCUGUCUUUCUCUGAUUUUAUUUUUGGAGGAUCAAAGAGAUCUUCCUCUCUCCACUCUUCUUCUCACACUUAUCUCUGCUUCGUUUCUCACAUCUCCUCUCCGGAAAUUACUAACUUGGAGCGAUCAACGGGAGAAGGAGGCCGACAGAGGACCCGGGGGAGAACCAGAUCCGCAAGGUAUGUUUUCUCUGUUUAGAUGAAUUUUUUCUCUCUUUACUUGGAUGAGUUCGAUCUCUCUUUCUCAACAUGUGAUUUUUUAAUCUCUCUCAGAGGAGUUGAUUUGCACCGAGUUCACAGCCAGGGAGGCCAUCGAAUUCCAGCAUGAAACCAGCAAUCUAAAGAGAUAUGGUUUGGAUUGUAGAUCACCGUUAGAGAGGACGCACGGGGGGCGAAGAGAUCGAUCGACUGGAACCAGUUUGUCAACCCUGAUAGUUUAAGGUGAGAAUUUGAUUUUCGUCUCUCUCAUCCGCGAUCUUUAGUUGCAUAUAAUCUUUUAACGCUGGUCUCCGAUUUUUCUUCUCCUGUUCAUCAACAGUUUCUCCCCUAUGAAGGCUCUUGGCAGUUUGUAUGCUCAGACAAUUAAUUUUUCAGUGGAGAUUCAUGAGAGAUCGAUCACCUUCCCAACUCAGAUGUGCUCUGAUUCUCGGUUUCCUCUCGUAUCAUGAUUCUGUUCUUGAAGGUUUGUUUUUAUAUAUAUAUUCUCAAUUCUCGGAUACACAAAUCUUUGGGUUUUAACUUUUAACGCAUUUCCCUCAUCUCUUUUGCAGAAACCAGCGUAGCUUUGUGUAACCAGUUGCCAGUUUUGUGCGGUCCUGAAAGGAAUAUGAUACCCAGGUUUGAUGGUUUUUGUUGUCAAGAUGAUUCAUCCUCCCUAUCUCCCAUUGAUUUGUUCUCUCCAUCUCUUUCUCUGUUAAGCAUUUGUUUUGUCGCUUUUGAAUAAAAUGGCAUCAACGAGUUUACAAGAGAAAGACAACUGUAGUUUCUAUCAAAAUCCACCUAGACCACUGGUUACCUGGAUGGUGAUCCUUGAUUCGCUGAUGGGCUUUCUCGCAGUGCUGAAUGCAGCUUCGGCGUUUCAAAAUACCAAUGAUCAUUUAUGUGUUUCUGCUCUUUUGUUUUUCUGAUUUUGCUCUUGAUUGUUCCUAUACUUCUAUGCUAGAAAAUGGUGUUGAAAAUUGAUAUCCACGAUUACGUGGAGUAGAAACAUUGAAGCCUUUUCCCUAAGUAAGUUUCAGGUUCUGCCUAUGUUGUGUUUCCGAAUCCUAUUAAUUUUAUUGACGUGCACUUUGAUUGUAUUCUAUACCCAGAUCUUCCAGUAUUGUAGUGAUUGAUUGGGCCACGGUGUAUAUGAUAGUGGGGAAUCUUACCAAGACCAUAGGUUUUAAUACAGUUAAGUGGUUACCUAAUGUUAUUUAUCAUUUCUUAAGCUUUAGUGUUGUUGGUCGUUAUUUUAUCUUUUAAUUUGCGCUUUGCUAUGCUAAAUAGUAGAAGUUAAUGUAAAUAUUUGUUGAACUGCAAUCAAACUUAUGAGUCUUGGAAGUCCAGUGCUUUGGUUGUUGUUUAUUGUCCUUAUGAAUAGAUCCAUCUCUUUUGCUUUUCGCUUAGGUCUUUGUUAAUAGACAUUCAAUAUUUACGAGUGGUCAACUAAAUAACAGCUGAAUUUCUUCUCCUCUGUUGUUCGUGGACUGAUAUAUCAUGUGGUGCCUCCAAAUGGAGACAUUACAAGAGGACUCAGGUUAGGUAUGAGUGCCCCAAAUGUUUGAAUUUGAUUCUAUGCCUAAUUAUGUUUCUUACUACAUUUCAUUCUCUUGCCUUAUAUGCAGCAGCUUAUGUUGGAAGAUGGAUUGUGCCUCUGAGUGAACAUUUUGCUGUAGUUUGGAGAGCUUUGAGUUUUUUCAUUUUCAACAAUUUUGCAUUUGGUGAACUGAUCCUCUCUAUAGAUAUACAUUAUCUUUGAGGUGAAUGUUAGGUGUUCCCCACUGCUACCACUGCUAAAGAAUCCAUAUGAUAGCUGUAAUAUGAUACAUGCCCUAAUGAUGUAUUCAUUCAAGUUUAAAUAGCAGUAUGAAUCUGUUGUAUAAAUUUGAUUUUGUGUU